Messenger RNA from Physella acuta, 817 nucleotides. RefSeq names its product chromobox protein homolog 1-like. The record is from RefSeq and is a predicted model, not a curated record. Lineage: Eukaryota; Metazoa; Mollusca; Gastropoda; Physidae. Gene Ontology annotation, cellular component: nucleus.
AAACGUUGAAAGAAGCAUAGCGCACCCUCUCUGCUUAUUGCGAGAAAAGGGCACCUCAAGUCAUUCUGCUCGACCCCCCAUACAUUGAUUUAAAAAAUGUCUGGUAAGUUGGGGCCUCUCUUCACCCAGGCUGAAAAAUCUAAGGAUGAUCCAGUUGAGGAAGAGGAAGAAGGUGAAGAAGAAGAAUUUACAGUGGAAAAAGUUGUUGAUUCAAGAAUGCGUGGUGGAAAAAAGGAAUACUUGUUAAAAUGGAAAGGAUAUCCAGAUUCAGAGAACACAUGGGAACCUGAAGAGAACUUAGACUGCCCAGAUCUGAUUGCAGCAUUUGAAGAGAAGAAAAAGAAAAAAGAUUCAGAAAAAGGUGCCAAACGGAAAUCAACUUCGAAUGGAGCAAAAGAUGAUGCAAAAAAGAAGAAAAAAGAUGAAUCUGAUAACAAGCCUCGAGGUUUUGACAGAGGUUUAGCCCCUGAGAGAAUUAUUGGUGCAACAGACAGCAGUGGUGAACUCAUGUUUUUAAUGAAAUGGAAAGACAGUGAUGAGGCUGAUUUGAUUCCUGCACGACAAGCUAAUGUGAAAUGUCCACAAAUUGUAAUAGCAUUUUAUGAGGAAAGACUUACCUGGCACACACACAAUGAUAAUGAUGAUGAUGAUAAGAAGGGAGAUUGAGUUUAAAAAGAUUGUUUAUUUGUAUGUCUUUGUUUACUGUGAGUUUAAAAAUACAUGAUGGAAAACCCAGUCAUUUUUCUUUACUUUAUUUUGGAUCAAGCAGUCCUUCAAAUGAUCUGUUACCUAAAAUAAAAAAAUCUAGUACGCUGAA